This is a messenger RNA of Xyrauchen texanus (razorback sucker), 1369 nucleotides long. It is a transcript of the gene tmem186, whose product is annotated as transmembrane protein 186. Bases 201 to 863 code for a protein of 220 amino acids. Lineage: Eukaryota; Metazoa; Chordata; Actinopteri; Cypriniformes; Catostomidae. The record is from RefSeq and is a predicted model, not a curated record. Gene Ontology annotation, cellular component: mitochondrion. The transcript has 3 exons.
AUGAUGAGGCCGGAUCUAGAAACCCAGACGACCGCUCUUACCACAAUCGAUACGUGGUCAGUAAGGAUGUAGGAUCAGCGCGUUUUUCAUGUGAUCGAUACGUGCGGCCGUUUGAUGAAAUCCGCAUUGCUCAAGAACAAUUGAUGUCGUACAAUGUCCUGCUUCACAGACAUACUGCGAUGCAUUGACCUCAUGAGAAGAUGAUGAUGCCAGCACGUUUAAUCCAAAUUACCCGCUUUUCUCUGUCUGAAUGUCGGUGUCAUCACGCGGGACUCCUUGUCACCCGGUUCAACAGUGGCCCGGUUCUGCACGGGAGACGGCGGACGAUUGUGCUUCCUACGUACCAUGCACAGAUCCAACCAGUUUCAUUCUGCUCUGAUCUAGCAUCAAAGAAAUACAACCUAAUUUAUGCCUUCCCCGCUAUCAAAGGCCUGCGGGCACUAUCAAGACUCAAACUGAUGCAGACAGGAAUCACUGUCAUCUUAUUGCCCACAGUGUAUUACCUCCACCUGCAUGGACAGGCCUCAGUAACGCUAUUAAGUUACACCACAGGUAUAGGUCUGCUUGCUGGUAUCAUGCUCUAUUCCAUUAGCCACUACGUCAGACGAGUGGUUGGCAUGAUGUACCUUGAUUCAACCCAAACUACAUUAAAGGUGUCACAUCUGAACUUCUGGGGUCACAGGAAGGAAAUAUACCUGCCUGUGUCAGAUGUCAUGACCCUGGGAGAUACUGGUGAUACUAAAGGAGAGCCGAUCCUUCGUUUUAAGCGCUACAGCAGUUCCGAAACUAUGUACUUCUCCACCAGACUGGGCAGAGUGGUGGAUAAAGAUUCUUUUGAGAAGGUUUUUGGGAGUUUGUUGUGAAUGUUCUUUCUCUCUUUUUUUUUUUUUGUCAUGUCAUACACCACUGGAUAUGUCUUCUAUUUGAAAAGUGACAAAUAAAGGUCUUAUGUCAGUGUUAAAGCAUCUUUAAACUUUAUCUCACAUAAUUCACGAAGAAUGACUUGCUAAAAAUUAUUUUACAUGAAACCAGUGUGACAAGUUGAGUAGCUCAGCGAGUAUUGAUGCUGACUACCACACCUGGAGUCACCCGUUCAAAUCCAGGGCAUGCUGAGUGACUCCAGCCAGGCUUCCUAAGCAACCAAAUUGGCCCGGUUGCUAGGGAGUGUAGACUCACAUGGGGUAACCUCCUCGUGUUCGCUAUAAUGUGGUUCUCACUCUUGGUGGAGCACAUAGUGAGUUGCGUGUGGAUGCCGUGGAGAAUAGCGUGAAGCCUCCACAUGCACUGUGAGCGCAGUAAUGCACUCAACAAGCCACGUGAUGAGAUGCGCAGAUUGAGGUAACUGAGAUUCGUCCUCUGCCACCCUGAU